Molecule: messenger RNA, 1672 nt
Organism: Ficedula albicollis (Collared flycatcher)
Lineage: Eukaryota; Metazoa; Chordata; Aves; Passeriformes; Muscicapidae
Gene: PDGFRL
Product: platelet derived growth factor receptor like
Exons: 6
Coding region: 1-1209 (402 amino acids)
Source: RefSeq, a predicted model, not a curated record
AUGGACGUGGGACAGCGCUGGACGUGGUGCUCGGAUUUAGAGAAAGACCAGAAAAGUUUUUUGGCUUUGUGCAUCGUUGUUCGAUCGAGAGCAUCGAACUUCACUCAUAACUCCUCUUCAGGCUGUGGGAAAGUCUUGGUGGGGAAAGUUAUUGCGAAGAGUAAGCGUCCCAAAGAACCUGGAGAAAACAGAAUAAGGCCUGUUAACAAGAAAGUAAAACCCAAGACUCCCAAAAUGAAGGAGAGGGAAUCUGUGGACUCCUCUUUGAAGUCCCAGUCCAUACUGACACAGGUGAUGGAUAAGGGUCAUUUCCAGAAACUAGCUGCCACCUUAAGCCUGGCUGCAGGACAAAGCAUAGAACUGCGAUGUAAGGGGAGUAAUGUUACUUGGAACUAUCCUUCUUAUUUAGACACCUUUAAAGACUCCAGACUCAGCAUAAAGCAGCUUGACAGAUAUAGUCAGCUGAUCCUUGCAAACUCCACUGCAGCAGACACAGGUGAAUACAGCUGCUGGCUUCAGCUGUGCAGUGGUAACAAAUGCAGGAAGGAUGAGACUAGAACAGGGUCAACAUACAUCUUUUUCACAGACAAAGAGGAACUUUUUGUACCUACUCCCAGUUAUUUUGAGAUUGUCUACCUGAACCCAGAUAAACCUGCAGUCAUCCCAUGCCGCGUUACUACUCCUUCAGCAAAAGUGACUCUUCACAGGGAAUUUCCAGCAGAAGAAAUUGAGACAGAUGGAACUGAUGUUAUUUAUGAUGCAAAGAAGGGUUUUGUCCUCCAGCACCCUACUUCUGAUCAUAAAGGUAUUGUCUACUGCAAAGCAGAGUCACAGGGAGCACCUCAGAUUUCCAUCAAGUAUCACCUACUGUAUGUGGAAGUUCCCAAGGGCCCACCCUCAGCCACAAUUGCAGUGUCGUCCAGUAGAGCCGGACUCAGUGACAGAGUUCAUGUCAUCUGCACAGUCCUUGGGGAGCCAGAUGUGGAUGUGAACUUCAGCUGGCAGUAUCCAGGGCAAGAGUCUGGGAGGCCUGUGAUUACUCAAAACUUCUGGAGAUUGAUAAACAGAGGAAUUGGACAUACUACAAGAAUCUCAAAGAGUGUUCUUCUUGUGGAGGAUUUUGAAGACAUAGAUGUGGGAAGCUAUGUUUGCAUAGCUCAGAACCUACAAGGAGAAACAACAGUAGCUACCAAAGUUGAACUAAAGUGAUAGGAAAGACUUCUGGACGUGGACUGACCUGUAUGUUAUUUGACAUUAUUGCCAUGAAUUUACUUUAUUAUUGUUUCAAUGUAGCUUCUCUCUGUUUCUUUUAUACGUCAAUGCAUUCCAUGUUGACUAGCUUGACAGGCCACAACAGAGUUCACUCUGUCCAGCAGCAGUGAGUUGUGAGUUAAUGAAACUAUGAUGAAGCAUUAAAGUUUAAGUCUGAACAUGCAUAGGGCAUGUGCAUAUUUAGAAACAGGUGCUCUUUGGGCUUUCCUUUGCAUUUGGUCUUUUCUCUCAGGCUCUUGCAUGAGGUCAACCCACUGUGUGGAAUGUGCAAUUUUAACAUUAAGAUUACUGUACAUGUUUAAAAUAACAACAACAAAAAAGCAAACUAAAAAAGCCUCGUAACAAAGUUAGCCAAUAGCAGUUGUUUAUUUUGCAAGAAUAAUUAAAUUUUUGAACAUUA